Protopterus annectens (West African lungfish) is the source of this 7273-nucleotide messenger RNA. RefSeq names its product HIVEP zinc finger 1 (gene HIVEP1). Gene Ontology annotation, cellular component: nucleus. Gene Ontology annotation, biological process: regulation of transcription by RNA polymerase II. The coding region runs from base 1259 to 7192 and encodes 1977 amino acids. The record is from RefSeq and is a predicted model, not a curated record. Gene Ontology annotation, molecular function: DNA-binding transcription factor activity, RNA polymerase II-specific; RNA polymerase II cis-regulatory region sequence-specific DNA binding. Lineage: Eukaryota; Metazoa; Chordata; Ceratodontiformes; Protopteridae. The transcript has 5 exons.
UUUCUGAAACACAACUCCCACCGGUGAGGCAGAAAAUGGAAGGGAUGCAGUGGUGACGUGCAUUACUAAAGAUUGUUUUGAUUCUCCUCAUGUUGAUACCGCAGUUGAGAGUGCACCUCCUCUGAUCUUUACUAAAGUAAAAUAUACCAAUUACAAAUAUUUUUUCGCUACCAAGGUACACCUACCAAAUUAGGUGUUAUUGAAAAAGGAAAAUCCGGCAUAACGUGAUUUAUCAACAUAGAACCUCCAGAAUAUUCAUCAUUCAUAGGAGCUGUUGCAACUAGGGGGAAAAGGAGCAUGGCAAGAGUUAAGAAAAGGAAAGAAAAAGUUUAGCAGAAACGCAUGGGGAGAAGAAAAUAACGAAAUCACAUUAAAAGAAUAGUCCCAUGACAAGAAGUGGAGUAUCUUAUUGCACCACUGAAGGUGGCAUAUCUUUUAAGCAUGGAUCUUGGAACAUUUGCAAAAUUUGAUUUAAAUGCAGAAAACAGAGUUCUUUGCUAUAACCGCAUCAUAAGGCAGCUUUCAAGAGUUUAAACUUAGCUAUGAACAUGCUCAUGAAGCAGAUGACUUGGAUGUAUCAGGACAGAUAGGCUUGCUUCCCUAAAUCAGCAUGUUCCCUUGUGCAGAAGGCAAACUGAAGUAUUCACAAUGGGACAUAUUUGACUGGAAAAUCAUCCUUUGUCCCACAACAGCAUAUAAGUGAAUCUGGCUGUAUUAAUUUUUUUGUAAAUAAAAGGUGAGAUACUUAGGCUUGUAGUAGCACUUACAAUUCAGAUAGCUAGCUUUUGAUGGAAAAUAGAGCUGUUGAUGUCCUGCUGUAACCAUGCAGAAUUAACACAGUGAGACAAAAAUGAUUCAGUUCAUGUCCAACUGAAGUUAAAGCUUGGAGGUAAACUAAUGCAAACAAAAUGUGUGAAGGAUUAAGGAAGCCACAGGCUAGGUCUGAUUUUAGAGAAAAGUGGCAUGCUACUGCAGCAUCAUCCUGAGUGAUGCGCCAACUUCUUACUUUCAUACCAGGGAAUAAUAAGAAAGUGCAAUUGUGUACAACUUUCCUCUGCAUUGGUGACCAGCAUAGAUUUUUUUCUCGAUGAGAGCAGCAGUAGCCACAUUUUGAAUGCUGAAAUGUUUGUAUAUCUUCAGUGCACAGUCACAACCAGGAGGAUUUCUCAUGUCAGCAGAUAUAUAACAUGACAGUAGCUUCUUCCAGUGGUAACAACAUCCUGUAUAGUAAGUCAGGUUCUUACAUAGUCACCUAGGGAUGAAUUCAUCUAAUUCUGUAUUAACUACUCAGACUAUGGGUUUGAAGAUGCCUGCCAUACCUACUUGUAAAAUGACAUAUGGAAUUUGCUCUCUCAGCACUGAAACAGAACAGUCAUGCAGUUUCCAAACAAAAGACCUGAAACAUAAAAAGCAAGGGAAGUAUGUCUGUGAAUACUGUAAUCGAGCUUGUACCAAACCCAGUGUUCUCUUAAAGCACUUACGAUCUCACACAGGGGAACGCCCAUAUCCUUGUGUGAGUUGUGGAAUUUCAUUUAAAACUAAAAGUAAUCUGUACAAGCAUAAAAAAUCGCAUGCUCACAGUAUCAAACUUGGACUUGUUUCUGGUGGUACUGUACUGCUGCCAGAGUCAGAUAAAACACUGUGCUUCUCUUCAGAUGUUGAAGAAAGUGCUGAAAGUGAAGAUGAAAGCAAAGCUGAAGAACCAAAAUGUGAGCAAAGGCAUUUGUUAGUAGUGCCUGUACAAGCAAACAGCAGCAUUCAGCCAUGUGCAAAGAAAGAACAGGAUUCAGGAUAUAUUCCAGAAGGUAACUCUGGUAAUAGCACUUUAGAAUCAGAACCAGAACAGAAGACUGCAGAGCCAAAAGUAAGUGCUGUUUUGCCUAGGGUUCUAGUGCACCCUGCAAAUAUCUCUCAUUCUGUAUCAGACAGCCCAGAAAUAAAUUGUAUUGUUAAAUGUUCUGCAGAAAAACAAGAAGUCCGUCCGACUACAGAUUCAAAGUCUGGUUUGACUAUAGUGCCAUCUUUACAUGCUGCUGCAGAUGACAAGCUAAACUGGCGAUCAGAAAUUAACUUGCUUGAAGAAAGGCAGAAAACUCUCAGAGGACAAUGCCAUGCAGAACUUCAGAGUCAGCAAGCUUCUGACUUUUCACAGCAAGAGGAAGCAAAAUUCCUUUUGAGUCCUCACAGCCUUGGUAGUACUGAUUCUGGUUACCUGUCACGUUCUGAUAGUGCUGAUCAGAUAAUGGGUCCAUGUCCUUAUGUACAGCUGCUGUCUGCCAGUGAAACUGAUUUCUCUAAAAAUGUCCAGGGCUGUUUAACUGUUGUGAAUCAGUCAGUAACUUCUAUAACACAGCUGACCGCCACUGGCAAAAUGUCAGUUCAGCCUUCUGUAAUGCAUCCACCAAUAGAAAAGAAGUCCUUAGAAGAACGCAUAUCAAAAUUAAUAUCGGAAAAUGAAGCUAUAGUGGAUGCUAAGCAAUUGGAUAGUGUAAAGCCGAGACGAACAUCUCUUUCGAGAAGAGGAAGCAUAGAUUCACCCAAGUCCUAUAUAUAUAAAGAUUCCUUCCACUUUGACCUAAAGCAAACAGGAAGAAGAAAAAGCUCAAGUUCAGAUGUUCCGAAGUCCCCAUUUACCCCUACUGAAAAAUCUAAGCAGGUUUUUCUUCUCUCUGUUCCCUGUCAAUUCCCUUCAUUAGACUGUUUACCAAUUACAAGAAGCAAUUCCAUGCCUGCUUCACCUGGUUGUUCUACAGUGUCUGCUGAUGGAAUUCCUUCUCAGCAUCACAUUCAAGGAAGUCAGUCAUUUGAUGAGAAAGUGGGCUCCUUAUGUGAUGAUGUCUUUGUGACUGCCCCUCCAACCCCACGCCAACGCCCCCGGACACUAGUCCGACAAACUGCAGUAGAAGAUAUGACAACCAUUGAUUGCCAUAACCUUGCACCUGUGUGUUCUGCAGAUGAAAAGUGUUACAGAAAUAGUACCUCUGCCAUAGCGUUAUUGCCUAGAAGCAAAUCAUAUGAACAAGCGUCAACACAAGAUAAGUUGAAGAAGUCUCAGCAAGGUCGUGGAACUAUGUAUGAAUGUGAAACUUGCAAAAACAGAUACAGGAAGUUGGAAAAUUUUGAAAAUCACAAAAAGUUUUAUUGCUCAGAGUUACAUGGACCAAAAAGUAAAGUGGUAGGCACACGAGAAAUGGAACAUAGAACAGUCCCUUGUUCUACCCAGAUUCAGGCCCUUCAUUAUAGGGGCCCUAGUUUAACAUCAGUAUUAGAGCAACCACCGCAGUUUAGAAAAAGAAGAAAACUGAAAAGUGUUGGUGGUGAAGAGUCAGUGUCUGUUGAUGAUGGCAUCCUUUUAGGAAAUACAACAACAUGCAUUUGUCACAGCAGUGCAGGAACAUCCACCAGUCCUCUUUAUAACAUUACUGCACUUAGAGGAUCACAACAGACCAACACUGUUUCAGUACAAACUUGUCAAAUGAAGUUUGGAUUAAGACACAUUGAGCAAAGUAUAGAACUGGGUCCGCCUCCAGUUUCACAAGUGCCCAUUAGUUCUGUAUCAGAGUCUUUGCAAGUAAGAAAUGAACUGAAGAAACAAGGUAACGGCAUUUCAGUAAUACAGCACACCAGUUCUUUGACAACCAGACUUAAAUCCAUGGAGACAUCAGAUUUAUUUGACAGACUUUCUCCAGUUUCCCUUCAACAGUUUCAGAAAGCAGCUCAGCAGUGCUCACUAUCAUCUUCACUGGUUAUACAGGAUGAUAGUCAUGCUGCUCAGUUAACUACCCCUGUAGCUCAGCUGUCUGUGCUGUCUGAUAUGCUGAAAAUUGAAGAGAAUGAAGCUCAAAGAAAUGCACAUAAGAACAGUUCUCCAUUGCAGCAGGCAAAGCUUGUUUGCCAGCAUAAUAUUCAGGUACCUGAGAUUCUGGUUACAGCAGAGCCCGACAAAGAGCAAAAGAUCCAAGAAGUAGAGCAAGAAAAAACAGAAUUGUUGUGCCGACCUCAGCGUAGUGAGACACUAUCAAAAUUGCCAGCUGAUAAACUUCCUCCAAAGAAGAAAAGAAUUCAGUUAACAGAGAUGGAACAGUCAUCUACAGAGUCUGGCUUUGAUUCUGCUGUCUCAAGGAGUCUAAGUAGAGACAGCAGUUUAUCUCACUGCUCAAGUACUUCAGUAUCAUUUGACAUGGAUGAAAUUCCUAGAACUGAUGAUAGUCCUUUAAGAGUAGACGUUACUAGCAAAUCAUCAGAAUUUCUGAUGCUUCCUACAGGCUUGUAUAUGUUUGGUGUUCCUAGAGUUAAUUGCAGAGACGUGAGUAUCACAGCAUCUGAACAGCUAAAGUGCUCGCAGCCAUCAGUUAAUGUUACUACAGAAUGUCAUAAUAAGUCAUUGGAUUGUGGAAGUAUGUCAUCAUCAAGUACUUUAUCUCAGUUAGAAAAAGGAUUACACAGAGUUUCACCUGCAUUCAUAAGCUCUGAUCAUGUACCGUUGAUAGAAAGAAGGCGGGGACCUCUAGUGAGGCAGAUGUCCUUGGAUCUAGGUCCAGAAAGUAGCCAGUCUGAUGGUAAACGUUUUGGAACUAGUCAGCAGGAUUAUGCCAUACAUGUGUCUUCCUUGCCAUUCUGUAGACCUUGGUCACCUCUUAAAUCUUCACCUGUGCUUGCUUGUAAUACACAGUGCUUGUUACAUGAAGUACCAUCAGUGCAGCAGAAAACAAAACUAGACUCACACUCAUUAAGUCAGAAUGGUCAAUUUGACCACAAGUAUUCUUCAUCCUUUGGAGUAACACACAACUGGCAGCAACAUGCUGCCAAGGAGGCUCUGAAAAGUCGUCAGGAUGUUUCUGUUCCUGAAGUAUCAUCUCAGGUAGCAGAGCAGAGCUCAUACUCCUUUCCUUAUGAGUCAUUUGAAGGACAAAGACAGCACUUUGUUCCAAAAUAUCAACUUCAGAUUAAUUCGAUGCAGGCUAGCCCUUCAGUUUUCAUUCCCUCAACUUGCACGUCAUUAAAUACCUCGCCAUUUUUGACGUUUCCUGUCUCUACUGGCUUACCUAAAAAGUCAGUUUCAACAAACCUAUCUUUGAAACAAACUGAAAAUGACUCGCAUAUGUAUUUGAUGUCACAAGCACAGCAGAUGAGUCCCCAUAGCUCUUUUCCCCAGCUGCAAGAAAAGAAUUCUUUUGUAAUGCAACUUGAUGUUCAUAGUGAUGCUUCCAAAAAUGAUUUUGCUGUUACAACAAUGCUGCCAGUUUUUCUAACACAUGACCAGAUAAAUUCAUCCACAGCUGUCACUGUUAACAUUAAUAAUGCAGUUUUAUUAGUUCCAGAUACUAAGGUAACUCGGGCGUCAACAUCUCACUUACAGCAUCUGAAGGUGUCGUCGAACAGGCAUUCAGAUACAUCUGUUUGUAAAGCUCUGGAUUUGGAAUUGAAAAGCAAGAAACCGACUGCAUCAGAAUAUUUAGGCUUCAUGCAGAAAGUACCUUCUUUAGAAUUUUCUCAGCAGGAGGCUACAUCUUCAAGUAAGCGCAUGCUUUCACCAGAGAAUAGUUUAGAUAUUUCAGCAGAGAAACAUCAGAAGCGAGCCAAAGAGGAGAGUGAUGCUGCUUGUGUCACAGAACAGAGCUUGUUUAGCAUGCUGGAUAUGAGAAAUAAGCAGCCAAAGCUGGGAAUGCCUGUGCGGCUUCAGCAACUCUCUAGCCCACAACCAAGAGAAUGCUUUUCUUUAGACCAGGAAGAUGGUCACCAACAACAAAUGUAUGCCUCUGAGGUUAGUUUGUCAUCAUGUGGCAUCCACGCAUCUGAGACCUGCAAACCUAAUAUUACAGAACCCACAAGUGACACAUCCGUGUUGGAAACUGCCAGUGAUUCACUUCCAGGUACAGACAUUCAAAAAUCACAGGGUCCACCUUUUCUCUAUCCACCUACAGCAUGUACCCAUAACUCAUGGCUGAAUUCUUUGAGCAGUAUCCAGAAUAGGUCUAACACAAUUUCUAAUGAAACAAAAUUGAUAAACAUCCAUGGUCAGGUAAAACUGGCAACCCCAUUUUCAGUGGUAAAUCCAGCAGAUGUACACCAAUUGUCAUUUCCAACUUUAAAGACAUCAGCAACUUUUACAUGGUGCUAUUUAAUGAAGAGAAGACCCAUGCCUCUACAACAGAAUGAACAAAAGACAUCUGCAUAUGCUGCAUGGCCUGUUAAUACUAACAAUCCCAAUCUGCUUGGCCUGCAAACAAAAAAUGCGCUUUCCCUUUUUAAUUGUAAACAACAGCAGAGGAGGAUACUUUACACUCAAGCAAUAAAUACUGGUCCAAAGUCUGACAUAUUGGCUUAUUCUAUCAGGUGGAAAAAUGCAAUGCCAAAGGUGUUAUCAAAUAAAAAAAAUACAAACAGAAAGAACAAUAAAGAGAAGUGUGGAAGUCAGUUAAAUCUGGCUGAUAAUUCUUCAACAAGGAGUGAGCCCAAGAAAGUUAACAUUUUCGAUGGGGGGUUAAAGUCAAGUGAAGAAUCUAAGUAUAUGUGGGGUCAUGGCAAUGAAAAAUGCUUAUCGGAGAAGUGUGGAAUUCAUUCUAAGGAACUGUGCAUGUUACAAAAGCAUAUCCGUACACAUGAAGUUGUUUGCCCACAUCACCACAUGUGCUGCAAUGUUUCAUUUAAAACUACAGGCAGAGACUUGAGGCUUGGCUUUGAUCAGCAAGGAUCAUAUUUGGAAGCUUCUGAUGGGUCUGAUGAAGAUGACAAGGACGAUGAAGACAGUCAGAAUGAAUGUGCCCUGUCCAAAACCCCUUCAGUGUCAUCCAGUUUUCAGUGCUGCUCAUCUCCAAGUGCUCAUACAGAUGCUAGAAUUGGCAGUACUGUGGAAGAACAGUUAAAACGCUCAAAUGACAGUAGACAAAGUCAGGAAAGUAUAUUGGAUGUUCAGUCUAAAGUAUUGCACAAGAUAUCUAGUUCUUCAACAAACUGUUUGACAUUCAAGUCUUUAAUAUCAGCCAGAUCCCUGGAUAACAGAGAAGGUGAAGGUAAUGUACAAAUACAACAGCAGACUGCAGUCUCAACAGAAUUUAAUGAGCUACACCAGCCUCUCCCUAGAGCACCCUGUUAUCAGAUGUUGGUUGACCAUCCAGAAUUGGAAGACAGCUCAAAUGUCUGUGAAACACAAACACAUUUAGGCAAGUCAGAGGUAAGUAUCAUAUUGUGAACAUUAUUUAUCUGUGCUUCUCAGUGGGAGGUCAGUUAAAUAAAUGCCUGAAAUGAAGAAGAGUUUGACUGCUUUGGUAGU